This is a messenger RNA of Malania oleifera, 625 nucleotides long. Its product is annotated as cytochrome c oxidase subunit 6a, mitochondrial. Gene Ontology annotation, molecular function: enzyme regulator activity. Gene Ontology annotation, biological process: mitochondrial electron transport, cytochrome c to oxygen. Lineage: Eukaryota; Viridiplantae; Streptophyta; Magnoliopsida; Santalales; Ximeniaceae. The transcript is spliced from 4 exons. The record is from RefSeq and is a predicted model, not a curated record. Gene Ontology annotation, cellular component: mitochondrial inner membrane. Bases 140 to 433 code for a protein of 97 amino acids.
AUUAGUGUUUUUAGAAUGUCUAAAAAAAAAAAGUACUUCUAUUAAGGACUCAUCUCAAUGGUCCUACUUAAAGAAUCCGAGACCGAAACGCAGCAAAUCUCCGCUCGUGCCUGGGGCUCAUCAGUUAGAGAAGGAAGAAAUGGCAAUGGCUAUGGCGAGAUCUGCUCUUCGAACAACGCUUCACGGAGGCACAGGCAAGGUGGUUCCCAGGAGGAACUUUGCUUCCUCUGCCCUCCACGAUGAUGCCCAUGAGGCGGUAAAAUGGGAAAAGAUAACGUAUCUGGGCAUUGCUACAUGCACUGUAUUAGCAAUAUACAACCUAUCAAAGGGUCAUCAACACUUUGAUGAGUCUCCUCCAUACCCAUAUUUGCACAUUCGCAACAAGGAGUUUCCAUGGGGUCCUGAUGGCCUGUUUGAGGCGAAGAAACACUGAUCGUUCAAGGCGAUUUGCAUGGCAUUAUGAUUGUCUAGCAAAUUUCUGUGUCCUGAGAACAAUAUUUUAAAGACCAACUUUGAAAUUUCAUCGGAUGUUGAUUUUACCCUACUUGGACCUGUAGAUUGCAGGUUUUCUUUCAAUUUUUCUAAACUUUGCUUGCAGAGAAAUAAGAUUUUGAUGAGUAGUUUA